AUGAGAUUGGCUUUGUUAGCAAAAGCACAGAGAGAGGCUUAUAAGAAUUACUUCUUCGCAUUCCCACUGAUAACCAAUGGCCUCUCAGGUAACAGCAUGCUGUCGACAAAACAGAUACAGCUACGGCGCUACCGUGGGGUUUUAUGUAAAGAAGACAUCGAAGAGCUAAACGGUUUUAUCAAAGGCGAGAUCCGGGAAAGGACGAGGAGGUAG
Fusarium verticillioides 7600 is the source of this 213-nucleotide messenger RNA. RefSeq lists its product as hypothetical. NCBI's taxonomy places the organism in Eukaryota, Fungi, Ascomycota, Sordariomycetes, Hypocreales, Nectriaceae. The record is from RefSeq and is a predicted model, not a curated record. The coding region runs from base 1 to 213 and encodes 70 amino acids. The transcript has a single exon.